GAGUACCAGCGGAGACACUCCCUCCUCCCUCGUCGAGGAAAUCGAGUGAAGCAGCUCGCUCCUUUACUUGCUCCUCUUUAACAAAACAAAAUGAAAAAGUUAUUGUUGUUGCUCCUCUUCUGUCACGUUUCAUCACCAGUGAAACACUCCCUUGAUUUUUCCGUCAUGGCCUCUCGUGGAGUCCCAAACAUCCCAGACUUUGUGGCUGUCACACACAUUGAAGACGUUAUUAUGGCUUACUAUGACAGCAGCUUGGCAGCACCACAACCCAGACAAGACUGGGUUAGAAAAUUAACAGAGGAAGACCCUCAGCACUGGAAAAGGGCCGUUCAGGAGUGCAGGAAUUACCAGCACCACUUUAAAGCUGAAGCUGACACCUUCAAACUGCACUUAAACCGAACUGGAGGUGUUCACAUUAUCCAGGAGUCUUUUGGCUGUGAGUGGGAUGGUGAGACUGAAAAGGUAGAUGGUUAUAACCAGUAUGGUUAUAAUGGAGAAAACUUCCUCGUGCUGGACGUGGAGACUGAGACAUGGGUCGCUGUAGACCCACAGGCCGAACUCAUUAAAUCUUCUCUAAAUACACAUUGGAAGAACUUCCUCACCAACGAGUGUCCUAAGUGGCUGAAGAAGUAUUUGAAAGAUGGGGAAAGUUUCCUGCAGAGAGCAGAGCUCCCCUCAGUGUCUCUCCUCCAGAAGACUCCCUCCUCUCCAGUCAGCUGCCACGCUUCAGGUUUCUACCCUGACAGAGCCUCACUCAUCUGGAGGAAAGAUGGAGAGGAGCUUCACGAGGGCGUGGACCUCGGAGAGAUCCUCCCCAACCACGAUGGAACCUUCCAGAUGAGCGCUGACCUGAAACCUUCAGCGUCUGAAGACUGGGGGAAGUACGAGUGUGUGUUUCAUCUCUCUGGUGUGAAGGACGACGUCGUCACCAGACUGGACCAAGCAGAGAUCAGGACCAACUGGGUCAAAACCUCCGUUAGAGGAGACGAAGGGGGGCCCGGUAACAUCGGCAUCUCCGUCACUGCUGCGGUGCUUGUUCUUGCUGCCGUCGCCGUCGCCGCUGUUGGAUUUUCUGUUUACAAAAAGAAGAAAGCCAAUUGGCCUCCACCUCCUGCUGCCGACAGCGCUGAGCUCUCUGAGACACUGAAUCCAGACGCGUGAGUUGUCAUGUGGGACAGCAGCAGGGCAGGAGAUGCUGCGACGCGACAGAAAUAAGGCAGGGACGCGCUCAGAAGCCUUCACAUCGGACGAGCAUUUCAUACAUGCUGUCAGAUAAACAAGCCUGGAAAUACUGGAAAUGAUGCCAUUAUUUUACAUUACAAACAUAUGAUUCCUGGUUGGAGCACAAAGAGGUCAAGAGCACUGAUGCUUCUUCCUAUUGUUGUGGUGGAAGAAUGAAAACAGCUGUUUUGAACACUUUUCUGAGUUUCCCACCCUUCUUUCUACAUUAUUUCCCUGGAUAUAUGUUGUAUCCCUGGAUAUAUUAUAUGAUAAAAUGUUUUCUUGAAUGGAACGCUUGCCUUGUGACCAAACUCUGCUUCUGUCACACCGCGGUGAGGUCUGUCUCGUCAUGGGGUUUUUUGUCUUGUCAUUUCCUGUUUUAUUUUGAAGGUCUAACUCUCCUCUCGUUUCAGAGCACUUGCUCUUCCUCGUGUGUCCCGUGUGUC
Messenger RNA from Chelmon rostratus (copperband butterflyfish), 1667 nucleotides. RefSeq names its product major histocompatibility complex class I-related gene protein-like. The record is from RefSeq and is a predicted model, not a curated record. Gene Ontology annotation, biological process: immune response. Bases 91 to 1161 code for a protein of 356 amino acids. Gene Ontology annotation, cellular component: external side of plasma membrane. The transcript is spliced from 7 exons. NCBI's taxonomy places the organism in Eukaryota, Metazoa, Chordata, Actinopteri, Chaetodontiformes, Chaetodontidae.